Molecule: messenger RNA, 651 nt
Organism: Rotaria sp. Silwood1
Lineage: Eukaryota; Metazoa; Rotifera; Eurotatoria; Philodinida; Philodinidae
Source: the annotation of a GenBank genome assembly
AUGACUGAACAUAUCGACCACAAUCAACUAACUAGUGAUCUUCGUUAUCGUUUUGAAUAUUUAUCUAAAUUUUUAAAUUUUACAUCCAAUGAUAUCACUAUGCUUAAUACAUUUGCACCAAUACUAUUUCCACGUAUACCUGUUAUAACCGAUACUGUUUAUAGAAAAUUAUUUUCAUUUGAUAUAACAAAACAUUAUUUUAUUAUACGCAAUCAAGAGUUUGACAAAUUUUCUACUGAUCAAGAAAAUAAUUUAACAGUAAGUUCAGCACAAAUCAUGUUUCGUAAAGAUAUGUUAAGUAUGUAUUUAAAACGUGUUUUAACACAACGUGAAUGGAAUGAUACAUUUCUUCAAUAUUUAUCUCAAGUUGGAAAAAUGCAUACAAAUCAAGCCGGUUCAUCAUCAAUUAAUGUUGAUUAUAUACAUAUUAAUGUUUUAUUUGGUUAUUUAGAACAUUUAUUAAUUGAUGUUAUAUUAAAUACAGAAAAUCUUGACAAUAUAAAUAGACAUGCUAUGAUAGUAGCAGUUAAUAAAUUAUUUUGGUUGCAAAAUGAUUUUUUUUCAAUGCAUUUUAUGACAGGAUCAAAAGAAAAUUCAUCAACUAUGGAUAAAAAAAUCAAAGACUCAGAAUGUUGUUGUUUAUUAAAUUAA